Molecule: messenger RNA, 1290 nt
Organism: Phasianus colchicus (ring-necked pheasant)
Lineage: Eukaryota; Metazoa; Chordata; Aves; Galliformes; Phasianidae
Gene: PMEPA1
Product: prostate transmembrane protein, androgen induced 1
Biological process (GO): negative regulation of transforming growth factor beta receptor signaling pathway
Cellular component (GO): early endosome membrane; Golgi membrane
Molecular function (GO): R-SMAD binding
Source: RefSeq, a predicted model, not a curated record
ACAGCGCUGCCCGGGCCGGAGGGGGCGCGGAGCCGAGCCGGGCGGAGCCGAGCCGUGCCGGGCAGAGCCGCUGCGGGGGGCGCUGCGCUGCGCCGCGGCUGUGAUUUCCAAUUUUUAAUCGCAGCUGCAUUUCCCUCCCCCCGCCCCCCCCCGCGCCGAGGAGGAGCCCCGGCUUUAUGUGGUGCUGCCCGGGGAGCGCUCGGCGGCCCUGAAGUGCUUUGUGUCGCCGUCGCCUUCUUCUUCUUCUUUUUUUUUUUUCUUUUUUUUUUUUUAAUUUUUUUUUUUUAAAUGUAUAACUUAAUGGGUCUGAACAGCACGGCCGUCGCUAUUCAGCCCAAUGUGUCCUGCACAUGCAACUGCAAAAGGUCUUUGUUCCAGAGCAUGGAGAUCACGGAGUUGGAGUUUGUACAGAUAAUCAUCAUCGUGGUGGUGAUGAUGGUGAUGGUGGUGGUGAUCACCUGCCUGCUGAACCACUACAAACUCUCUGCGCGAUCCUUCAUCAGCCGGCACAGCCAAGGGAGGCGGAGAGAUGAGAAUCUGUCAUCAGAGGGCAGCCUGUGGCCGUCGGAAAGCACUGUGUCGGGGAGCGGGAUGGCUGAGCAGCAGAUCUACACCCCGCGGCCCAGCGAGCGCCUGGCGGUGCCGUCCUUCCUGCAGCGGGACCGCUUCAACAGGUUCCAGCCCACCUACCCCUACCUGCAGCACGAGAUCGACCUGCCCCCCACCAUCUCGCUGUCGGACGGUGAGGAGCCCCCCCCGUACCAGGGACCCUGCACUCUGCAGCUGCGCGACCCCGAGCAGCAAAUGGAGCUCAACAGGGAGUCGGUGCGCGCGCCCCCCAACAGAACCAUCUUCGACAGUGACUUGAUAGAUAACUCGGUGUACGGGGGGCCGUGCCCCCCCAGCAGUAACUCUGGCAUCAGCGCGACCUGCUAUGGGAGCAAUGGCAGGAUGGAGGGCCCGCCGCCCACCUACAGCGAGGUGAUCGGGCACUACCCCGGAGCCACGUUCUACCAGCACCAGCAGAACAACAGCGGGGUGCCCUCGCUGCUGGAGGGCAGCAGACUCCAUCCCUCACAAAUCAAUGGCCUUGAGAGCACAACGGCGUGGAACAAAGAGAAAGAGAAACAGAAAGGGCACCCCUUUUAAAAAAGGAAGAAGAAAAAAAAAAGAAAAAGAAAAGGAGAAAAAAAGCAAAGUCGGUGAAACACUCUGCACUUCUGGUGGCAAGGAAAAAGGAGAGGGAUUGGGAGCUGAGGAAGAUGAGCAAAGGAAAAAAAAAAAAAAAAA